Molecule: messenger RNA, 3672 nt
Organism: Phyllostomus discolor (pale spear-nosed bat)
Lineage: Eukaryota; Metazoa; Chordata; Mammalia; Chiroptera; Phyllostomidae
Gene: LRIG3
Product: leucine rich repeats and immunoglobulin like domains 3
Exons: 19
Coding region: 290-3628 (1112 amino acids)
Molecular function (GO): protein binding
Source: RefSeq, a predicted model, not a curated record
GGCGCUCCACUGCAGCGAGGCGGUGAAAAAGUUUUUUUUGCUGGCAAAAGGGCCUUCGGCGCGCCGAGGGUUCUCCUACUGCAACUCUGCCGCAGUCAGCCUUUCUUUUUGGUUUCCCUCACAGUGCUCCGGGGCAUGAAAAGGCUUCGCCGUAGAGAGUAAAAGAAAGGAAUUUACCUGGGAGUACGAGAAGAGGGCGCGCACCCACUGUCCCCUGGAAGUUUGCCCCGGGUUCCAAGUGCGUGCGGGCUGCGGAGCGCAGGGCCGACCUAGAGGCCGCAGGACCGUGAUGGGCGCGCCGACACUCCGCGCGCCCGCCGCCGCAGCCCUGGGGUUGCUGCUGUGCGAGGUGCUGGGAUGUGCGGGUCCGGCCGAGGGCAGCGGCCGCGGGGUCCCCCGGGACCGCCUGUGCCCGGUUCCCUGUCGCUGCAUUGGGGAUCUGCUGGACUGCAGUCGCCAGCGGCUGGCGCGCCUUCCCGAGCCACUCCCGCCCUGGGUCGCUCGGCUGGACUUAAGUCACAACAGAUUGUCUGUCAUCAAGGCAAGUUCCAUGAGCCACCUUCAAAGCCUUCGCGAAGUGAAACUGAACAACAAUGAACUGGAGACCAUUCCAAAUCUAGGACCAGUCUCAGCAAAUAUCACACUUCUGUCCGUAGCUGGAAACAAGAUUGCUGAAAUUUUACCUGAACAGCUGAAACAUUUUCAAUCCCUGGAAACAUUGGACCUCAGCAGCAAUAAUAUUUCAGAUCUUAAAACUGUAUUUCCCCCUCUGCAACUCAAAUAUCUGUACAUCAACAGCAACCGGGUCACAUCGAUGGAACCUGGGUAUUUUGACAAUUUGGCCAACACACUCCUGGUAUUGAAGCUGAACAGGAACCGAAUCACCACUAUCCCACCCAAGAUGUUUAAACUGCCCCAACUGCAACACCUUGAACUGAACCGAAACAAGAUUAAAAACGUAGAUGGGCUCACGUUCCAAGGGCUUGGAGCUUUGAAGUCUCUGAAAAUGCAACGAAAUGGAGUAACAAAACUUAUGGAUGGAGCUUUUUGGGGGCUGAGCAACAUGGAAAUCUUGCAGCUGGACCAUAACAACCUCACAGAGAUUACCAAAGGCUGGCUUUAUGGCUUGCUGAUGCUGCAGGAACUUCACCUCAGCCAAAAUGCCAUCAGCAGGAUCAGUCCUGAUGCCUGGGAGUUCUGCCAAAAACUCAGUGAGCUGGACCUAACUUUCAAUCACUUAUCAAGGUUGGAUGAUUCAAGCUUCCUGGGCCUCAGCUUGCUAAAUACCCUGCACAUUGGGAACAACAAAGUCAGCUACAUUGCUGAUUGUGCCUUCCGGGGGCUUUCCAGUUUAAAGACUUUGGAUCUGAAGAACAAUGAAAUUUCCUGGACUAUUGAGGACAUGAAUGGUGCUUUCUCUGGGCUUGACAAACUGAGGCGGCUAAUCCUUCAGGGAAACCGGAUUCGAUCUAUUACCAAAAAAGCCUUCGCCGGUUUGGAUGCAUUAGAACACCUAGACCUGAGCGACAACGCCAUCAUGUCAUUACAAGGCAAUGCAUUUUCACAAAUGAAGAAACUUCAGCAAUUGCAUUUAAAUACAUCAAGCCUUUUGUGUGAUUGCCAACUGAAAUGGCUCCCACAGUGGGUGGCGGAAAACAACUUCCAGAGCUUUGUGAAUGCCAGUUGUGCCCAUCCUCAGCUGCUGAAGGGAAGGAGCAUUUUUGCUGUCAGCCCCGACGGCUUUGUGUGUGAUGAUUUCCCUAAACCCCAGAUCACGGUUCAGCCAGAAACACAAUCAGCAAUAAAAGGUUCCAAUUUGAGCUUCAUCUGCUCGGCUGCCAGCAGCAGUGAUUCCCCCAUGACUUUCGCUUGGAAGAAAGACAACGAGCUGCUGCACGAUGCCGAGAUGGAGAAUUACGCACACCUGCGGGCCCAGGGCGGCGAGGUGAUGGAGUACACCACCAUCCUGCGGCUGCGCAACGUGGAAUUCGCCAGCGAAGGGAAAUACCAGUGUGUCAUCUCCAACCACUUUGGUUCCUCCUACUCCGUCAAAGCCAAGCUGACAGUGAACAUGCUCCCUUCUUUCACCAAGACCCCCAUGGACCUCACCAUCCGCGCGGGGGCCAUGGCGCGCUUGGAGUGUGCUGCCCUGGGCCACCCGGCCCCGCAGAUAGCCUGGCAGAAGGACGGGGGCACCGACUUCCCUGCCGCGAGGGAGAGGCGUAUGCACGUGAUGCCUGAGGACGACGUGUUCUUUAUCGUGGAUGUGAAGAUAGAGGACAUCGGAGUGUACAGCUGCACCGCUCAAAAUAGUGCAGGAAGCAUUUCUGCAAACGCAACCCUGACUGUCCUGGAAACGCCAUCAUUCUUGCGGCCCCUGUUGGACCGAACCGUAACCAAGGGAGAAACGGCCGUUCUGCAGUGCAUCGCUGGAGGUAGCCCUCCUCCCAAGUUGAACUGGACCAAGGACGACAGCCCUUUGGUGGUCACUGAAAGGCACUUUUUCGCAGCAGGCAACCAGCUGCUGAUCAUUGUGGACUCAGAUGUCAGCGAUGCUGGGAAGUACACAUGUGAAAUGUCCAACACCCUGGGCACUGAGCGAGGCCACGUGCGCCUCAGCGUGAUCCCUACUCCGACCUGUGACUCCCCUCAGAUGACCGCCUCGUCAUUCGAUGAUGACGGGUGGGCCACCGUGGGCAUCGUGAUCAUAGCGGUGGUCUGCUGUGUGGUGGGCACGUCGCUGGUGUGGGUGGUCAUCAUAUACCACACGAGGCGGAGGAACGAAGAUUGCAGCAUUACCAACACAGAUGAGACCAACCUGCCAGCAGAUAUCCCCAGUUACCUGUCGUCUCAGGGAACCCUGGCCGACAGACAGGAUGGGUACGGGUCCUCAGAAAGCGGAAGCCACCACCAGUUCGUCACUUCUUCAGGGGGCGGAUUUUUCUUACCACAACAUGACGGUAAUGGGACAUGCCACGUCGACAACAGCAGCGAAGCUGAUGUGGAAGCCGCCACAGAUCCAUUCCUCUGUCCCUUUCUGGGGUCCCCAGGCCCUGUGUGUUUGAAGGGGAAUGUGUAUGGCCCAGAUCCUUUUGAAGCGUAUCAUACAGGUUGUGGUCCGGACCCUAGAACUGCUCUGAUGGACCCCUGUGAGGCCGGCUACACAAAGAAGAAGGAGUGCUACCCAUGUCUUCACCCUGCGGAAGAAUCCUGUGAACAGAGUGUCAGUGACAUAGGAUGGCCAUCGCACGCGAGGAAGUUAAUCAGUUCCACUUACUCUCAAAAUGAAGGACCUGGAAUGAAAAAUGUGUGUCUGAAGUCCUCUUUAGAUUUUGGGCCAAGUUCAGAGCCAGCAUUGGUUACUUUGAGUAACUCGUUCAUGGGAACGUUUGGAAAGCCUCUGAGGAGACCUCACCUGGAUGCCUUUUCGGGCUUUGGACAGCCAUCGGAUGGCCAGCCAAGAGCCUUUCACUUGAAAGCGCAUUCUUCCCCAGACUUGGACUCUGAGUCAGAAGAAGAUGGGAAAGAAAGGACAGAUUUUCAGCAAGAGAAUCACACAUGUACCUAUAAACAGACCUUAGAAAACCACAGGACUCCAAAUUUUCAGCCUUAUGACUUGGACACAUAGACUGAAGGUGGCCCAAGAGUUCCAACAUACUACUACCUCACGUG